CAGCUUUAUGAACUCAGUGAGGACCCAAAACGACGAGAAUUUCUCGAUGAUUUAUUCAGCUUUAUGCAGAAAAGAGGAACACCCGUGAACAGAAUACCAAUCAUGGCGAAACAAACUUUAGAUAUAUAUGAAUUAUUUAGACUGGUUGUAUCUAAAGGUGGUCUUGUAGAAGUUAUUAAUAAGAAAUUAUGGAGAGAAAUAACGAAAGGUUUAAAUUUACCAUCAUCUAUCACAAGUGCUGCAUUUACAUUAAGAACACAAUAUAUGAAGUAUUUAUAUCCAUAUGAGUGCGAAAAGUUAAAGCUAAGUUCACCAACAGAAUUGCAAGCUGCUAUUGAUGGGAACAGACGAGAAGGUAGAAGAUCACAUUAUGGU
Molecule: messenger RNA, 375 nt
Organism: Lottia gigantea (owl limpet)
Lineage: Eukaryota; Metazoa; Mollusca; Gastropoda; Lottiidae
Exons: 3
Biological process (GO): regulation of transcription by RNA polymerase II
Cellular component (GO): nucleus
Molecular function (GO): DNA binding
Source: RefSeq, a predicted model, not a curated record